Molecule: messenger RNA, 758 nt
Organism: Carica papaya (papaya)
Lineage: Eukaryota; Viridiplantae; Streptophyta; Magnoliopsida; Brassicales; Caricaceae
Cellular component (GO): chloroplast
Source: RefSeq, a predicted model, not a curated record
CGCCCGUACAUCAUAUAAUUUCCCUACCCAAGAUAAUACGAUAAUAAAAGCUUAUCCACCUUAGAGUGUUGCUUCACUCUGCCGCAAGCAAUGUCGUCAAACAUCCUCCGCUCACUACUUCCCUACUCACCCCAAUCCAACACCUCCAUCCUCCUAAAACCUUCAACAGCCGCCAAAACACUGACCCAGAUUCCCUUACCCUGCCGCCAUCGACAGCCAUUCAAGAUCAAUUCAACUAACAGUGAUACCAACAGAAACGACUUGCCGCCGCCGAAGGUAACACCGCCAGAGACUGUGGAAAUUAAGUUCAGAAGAGGUGCGAGGAGGCGGCGGUUGAGGGAGGAUGGUGCUGGCGACGGGCAACCAUUCUCAAAGAAGGCUCAAGCUCCUGACCCUGCACCAAAGAAAUGGGAAGAUAUGAGCCUGGCGGAGAAGACCAUGGAGCUCUACGUGGGGGAAAAGGGCGUGCUUUUCUGGCUCAACAAGUUUGCUUAUGCUUCGAUCUUUAUUGUGAUAGGAGGUUGGAUUCUGUUCCGAUUUGUAGGGCCUUCGCUCAAUCUUUACCAAUUGGAUACUCCUCCUGUGUCUCCUUCUACCAUGUUCAAAGGUUCAUGAUAUUCUGGCUUCUUGAACCCUGUUGGUUUAGUGUGCGGUUGUGGAUUUUCUGACAGAUUUUCGGAAAUUGUUUUGAUAAUAGAAAAUAAAUCUAUUAGUUUAUAAUGAAUCCGACCAAGAAAUACAUGCAUUUGCAUAUCAAA